AUGGCAGCGACGGAGGGCCGGAGGGCGCCCGGCGCGGCGUCCGGUGCUACGGCGAUGAUCGGAGCAACACCAGGCUCGCUCAGCACAAAUCCUGCGUCACGCCUCUUUUCAGCCACCCUGACUGGUCCGGGGGUGGGGAGCCGCGCAAGGCCGACGACCCAGGAAGUCAUCGCAGAGGCUUUUGGUCGGCGGCUCCACGGCCUUGAGCUGCUGAGCGUUAAGAAGCUCAACACCCUAAACGCCUCAGCCGCCAAACUCGAGGCCCACGUGGCUUCCCGUGCAGCCGCCAUAUCCAGGACCUCCGGAGUGACCACCGCAGCCAACGCCCCAUUCUUCAGUCCCAAUUCUAGUCAAGGACCCACGAACACCACCAGCAACAGCACCAACACCAAUACCACAGCAUCCGAAACGGGGCCAGGACUGGGUGGGGCUAGGCCACCCGCGGCAACCACCGCUGCUACGGCAGCGGCCCGCGAAGCCGAGUCCGGGACCACUGGAGCUGCAGAUGGGGAACUGGACGCCCCUCCUGGAAGCAGCAAUGGAGGUCAGCCGCUGAGUGUGGUCAUCAGUGUGGCGUUUCCGGCAAGUGGGUUGCCACCCAACGGAUCACCGCAGGGGCAGCAGCAGCAGCAGCAGCAGCAGCAGGGCGCGGUAGCGGCAGGCGGCGGGAAGCUGGGCGGGGCUGGUGGAGGAGGCAGCAACGCGCUGGCGCCACCGGACAUUGCAGAGAGGGGCGCGCAAAUUGUACGGCUACUGGCGCUGCAGGACAAGGUCCUUCACAGAGCUUUGGGCAGCGCGCAACAACAGCAACAGCAACAACAACCGCCGCCUCAGCCACAGCAGUCGUCAUUAUCCUCGACAUCGCUUCAUUUGACCUCCCAGCUCUCUGGACACUCCUCCACCCAAUCCACACAGUCUUCCCAGCUGCAGCUGACGUUGCUGUCCCCCACCAUCGGGACGCGCUUCACGACACUGACGCCUUCGGAGCAGCAGCUGCACCUACAGCAGCAGCAGAUGCUCCAGCCUGGAGGGGGAGGGGGUAAUGGUGGCGUGUUGUGGUCGGAGGAGGAGCAGCGUCGGCUGGAUCUGUUGGGGAUCAAACACAACAGCAAAGUGGCCGCGGCCACGGUGGGUAUCCGUCGGGAGCGGGCAGGGUAUGGAGACCUGAGCUCCAUGUCGUCGGGUCAGGGUCGAUCCAAGGACCUCCUGGACGGGCUGAUGAAGGCAGUGGAGAUGUUCGUGGGGGCGGGGGGCUCCCGGAAGGGGGGUUCCGCUCCGGGGCUAGGGGAGGGAGGAGGGGCAGGGGCAGGGGCAGGGGCUGCCGGUAUUGGGGGUGUGGGCAGCCGGUCUAGGCGGAACUUCAAGACCAUGCCGUCGGGGCUCAGUCCCGGCCCCGGCGCCGCCGGACGUCAGUCGCCGUUCCAGGGGUUUGCUGCGGGGGCGACGGCGGCCGCGGUGGAGGAGGAGGAGGACUUGGGCGGGGAGGAGGGGGCACAGGGUCCUCGCUACCCGGUGCGGCCGUACAGUGGGGUGUACGGCUCCGCUGAGAAGCUGACGGAUCGUGUACGGAAGAAGGGGGCGCUGGCAGUGCUGUCAAACCCGGCAGGCUUUCGUGAGGAGGUGGCUGCGGGCGAGGUGGCGCUGUACCGCGAGAUCGCCGAGCGUUGCCGUACAGCUCUUGUUCGUACUGCCCUCCACCCCCGGGAUGCGUUGAUGGUGGCGGAGUUGCAUCGCCAGGUGGUCAACCUGCACUACUGUCGGCCCUUCUUCGUGGCGCCGCGGGAGACGCUGCCCGAGGUGUGGGGGGUGGGGGGCUCAGAGGAGCUUUGGGCCGCGGGUUUUAACACGCACUUCGUGCAGAGUGCCUCCCAGGAGAGUGUGUUCCUGCCCCGGGCCGCGGAGAGCGAGUCGGAGGACAUCAUCGACACAAAUUCAAUCCGCGAACGUCAGGUGCGCAAGGACUGGAACCGCGUGGUGCGCAAGGACGCGUUUCGCGGCCUUGUGGGUACGGAAGAUCCCGGAGCGGCCUCCGGAACCACGGGUCUGGGGCACUCCCUGGACGCAUGUUUGGCCGUCAUACUCCGGCACAAGGACUCCCUCAGAGCGGUGUUCACCUAUUACAGCAUGCAAGGCAGCGGCAUCAACGACUUCUGCUUCGCGCUAGGCCAAGCCGAGUGGCGUGCAUUCGUAGCGGAUUGUGGUUUCGGAGCCGCUUGCGGAGACGGCACUCGUUCCGGCACGCCAAACCAAAUCGCCGCCGCCGUUGCCGCCGCUGCUGCUGCCGCUGCUGGGGCGGCGGCGGCGGCGGGUGGCCCCGGCGGGGCCCCCAAUCGUAUCUCCAUGAUGGGGCGCGGCGGCCCCUUGCUGCCGCCGGCGGCGAAUGCAGCGGCAGCGGCGCAGAAGCUGAACGCCGCCGCAGCCGCCGGGGGCCCUUCGGGUCCCACAGCGGGCGGGAGGAUGUCCAAGGGCCCCAGGGUCAGCACUCCGGGGAAAGGGUCUGUGGCCAGCGGUGGAGGCGGGGGCAAGGCCGGUGGCAGCGCCGCCACCGCCGCCGCCGCUGGUGGCGGCGGCGGCGGCAUUCCCACUGGGCGGAACCGUUCCGUCACCGGAGCUGACGGCGGUGUCAGCGGCGCCGGCAGUAGUACGGCAGUGGGCGGUAUCCCAAGGGUGUCCAUCCGGGGCAACACGCAGCUUCAAGGGUAUGCGGCCGCCGCCGCCGCCGCCGCCGCCGGCAGUGCCGCGGCAGCGAACGGCGCAGGAGGGCCUGGCGGCGCCGCCGGCGGCGCGACCCCGUUUCAGCAGCAGUCCAACCAGUUGGCUGAUUCGGUGUUUGCGGCGGUGAAUGUGGAGCCGGAGAAGCGCAUCAUCGAUGGUCAUACCUCCUCCGUCCAUCACAGGACACAGGGCAAAUUAACUGACAGCCCCCUCCCCCCCCACCUCCGCAACACCACCACCACCAACAACAACGGAACCCAGACGGUUCUCAGUCGCAGCUUCCUCCGCUUCGAGUGGUACGAGUCGCUUCUCAGAUUGGCCACCAUUCGACAUGUCAAGGGAGGGGAGAAAUUCGGCUCUAUAGCGGCAGCAUUAGAGCACAUGUGGACGAAGGAGGUACUGCCGGUGCUGCCGUCUAUUGCCGUACACGAACCCAACAUGUGGCGUAUUGUACGGUUGUACGGCGAUCCUGAGGUGAACGAGCUAUUUAUCGCCAACAUGGACCUCAUCAUGGCCUUGUACGGCUUGUUCAGUGCUGCGUCUAAGAACCAGAUGAUGCACUUGUCGGAUUGGAUCGGCUUGCUGAACACAUGUGCGGUCAUUGGCGACGCCACCGGUGUCACCCUUCACGCCGCCAAGCUGGCUUACAGCCGGUCCCUGUGUGUGGUGGUGGACGAGCAAUCCCAAUGGUUCCGAGCCGUGUGUUUGACACGGUGUGAUUUCAUGGAGGCACUGGCUCGCCUGGCUGAGGAGCUGGCACCCCCCCCGUUGGAGGAGGUGGCUGAGGCUCUCCGCGAUGUGGGCAUCACGGGCCGGCGGUUGCGGGUGGCUCUGGAGCAGCCCUGGACCUACUACUACAACGAGGAGGCGCUGCUUCCCUUUUUGGAGAGCUUGCGACUCGCACAGGGCGACCCCAUGUACCAGGCCAUCUCAGCUCAGAUGGACAACCUGUACCAGGUGUUCAAGGAGCUGCACAAUCAUGAUCAGCAGGAGAUCAGGAAGUUGUUGCUGACGUUGGAGGCCCAACAGCAACAACUCCAGCAACUGACAACGGAAAACGAUAAUGUCCGGCAGCAGCUGCGGAGCCGGGAACGAGAGCUGGCGGCAGCGACAGUGGCGGCGGCUGCAGCCAGGCAGCUCACGCGAGAGCAACAGCUGGCGGUGGCGGCGGUGGGGGCGACGGCAGCGGUGCCGCCGCCGCUGGUCAGCGCCUCCCUGGACAUGCUUGGCAGGGGAACAGCAGGGGCGGUGGCAGCGGCAGCUGCGGGGCGGAAUCAGCGCUUGAACUUGAGGGCAGGGCUGAACAACCAGCCAGCGGGCGCGACGGCGGCGGAUGGGGCAAUGCUGGCGGAGGCGGCAUUGGCAGCGGCGGAGUCGUCAGAGACUGCUGCAGCGGACGGGACCAGUCGGGCUGGCGGCAGCUUCGGCGGCUCUCCGGGUGCCCCCGGGGCUCGAGGGCCACUUCCCUCUGCCGUGAUGCAGCAGAGAAUGGGGGGAAGUCGGUUUGGGACAGCAGGAAUGGGGGUGCGGAUCAGCGCCAUGGAGGGAGUUGGGGCGGGAGGAGGCGGCGGCGGCGUUGGAGGCGGCGGACGGGAACGUUCGGUAUCCAAACGCGGGCGGCGGCCGUACUUCAUCAUAUUCUUGCCGUACAUGCUGCACCCGGCACAUCAAUGCUGGAGGUUCUACGCCGCCUGGCAAUACUCUUGGACCACGCGUCGCACACUUUGGCUUGCCAUGGCUUGGGUGCUGGUUUUUCUGUUGGCAGUUGGACUGUUGGUUGGGUUGUUGGUGCCCUGGGACAAGCUGGGCCGUACCACCUUCACUGCGGGGCCUGAGGUGGUGGCAGUUGGUGCGGAAUAUGUCAGUUUGAGGAUGCAACUGAACAAGGCAGCGGCGGUCUACUACGUGGUGGUGCCCGAGGCGGUGACGACGGCAGCAACGGCAGCGGCAGCCGCAGGAGCGGCGGGAGGGGCUGCGAGCGGUAACGGCGGCGGGGCUCAGCCGGAGAGGCGGCGGAGGAUUGUCUGGGCCGCCACGUCAGUUGCAAACCCACGAGCACCAGCGGAAGCCAUACCCGGGAAUAGCGCCACCAGCGGCUGUAGCGGCAGCAGCGACGGUGGUGUAGGCGGCCUGACUUCGAUGUCCUUUCAUCAACAAACCCCGGAGCCCUACCUCAAGCACGACCACCAUCGUAACCACCACGGAGGCGACGUCAGCACCGGGUCUUGGCAACAAGGCCUGCUGACGUGGUGGUGGUCGCCAGCCGCGGGAUAUGGGACGAGGGCCUUCCGCGGCAACAGCGGCGGUGGAGCUGGUGGAGGAGGGGGACACCACCGGAGGCUGAUGGCGACUGGGGAUGCGUUGCGCCUGGAUGGUGUGGCGGCGAAUGACGUAGUGGACAUGGCGGAGGGGUCGGCGGCUCCCGGAGCGGCGUUGUUCAACUUUGCCGUGGCGUGUGGCCAGGUGGACGUGCACCUGAAGGACACCAACUACACGCUCACAGUUCGCAGCGGCGUUCCGACUGGGGUGGCGGCAGCUGGCGGUCCCGGAGCCGGUGCCGCGCCGGGGACUGGAGGCGCGUCAGUGGAUGAGUGCACAACCAGCUUUGGAAUGGCGCUCAACGGCACACUGCCGUCGGCAGGGGGCCCGUUUUACGCGCGGCGCUGCCAGCGGUGUCCUUUCCUGCAGCCUGGUACUCCGUAUGUAGCCCUCUUUAUAGGUGACGGCGGCCGCAGGACGGGGGUGGUGCAGGGGGGGUUCGCUGACGGCUUCAUCCUCGCCCCCGCCGCUGCCACUGCCGCCGCCGCCGAUGGUGUGAUGGCUUCUUCCGUUGAAACCCUCGAGCAACUGUGGGCCGGCUUUGGGGGCCUGUGA
Messenger RNA from Volvox carteri f. nagariensis, 5589 nucleotides. RefSeq lists its product as uncharacterized. Gene Ontology annotation, biological process: regulation of transcription by RNA polymerase II. Bases 1 to 5589 code for a protein of 1862 amino acids. NCBI's taxonomy places the organism in Eukaryota, Viridiplantae, Chlorophyta, Chlorophyceae, Chlamydomonadales, Volvocaceae. Gene Ontology annotation, cellular component: nucleus. The transcript is spliced from 22 exons. The record is from RefSeq and is a predicted model, not a curated record. Gene Ontology annotation, molecular function: transcription cis-regulatory region binding.